This is a messenger RNA of Chrysemys picta bellii (western painted turtle), 3869 nucleotides long. The record is from RefSeq and is a predicted model, not a curated record. Lineage: Eukaryota; Metazoa; Chordata; Testudines; Emydidae.
GCCAAUUCCUGUACAAGUUGGGAGGGAAGAGUGGCGGAAAAGCGAGCGCAGGACUCACCCAGUCCGGAGAGAGCAAUGCGACCAUCCGCACACAUCACACCGAGUCCCCGGCCCAAAGAGCCUGCAAAUGCAGGCAGGACGCGUGUGCAAGUCUUGUAGCGCUCGUGCAGCCCUGCGUGGGGUGAGGGGCCACUGCCCUGGGUCUCCCUGAGCGACCAUUUUACCCCAAGUUCUUGUCCAUCAAAUGCAAAUGAAACAACGACACCUCGAACUCGCCACGGUCACAUUUGGCCUCGUGACGAGACUCCUGAGCUCUGAGCUGAGAGGGUUAAACCAGGAGACUUCCCUUACCUUGAAAAAGUUAAAAAUGUCCGCAGUCUACAUCUCUUAAAGGGGCGGUGCCGGUUAACAAGGCGUCUUGGCACCGGCUGCUGGAAAGGCUGGUCAGGGGCGUGAGUUCCCCUCCACCAGCACCAAAACAUUGCAAAAAAAGGCAGCGAGCCCCACACUUUAGAUAAGGACAAUUAGCCACCAGCGAGCCCCUGCCGAAAGAGGGGUGUCAUUAGCGGGGUCCCGCAGCUCAGCAUGCCCCAUCCCAGCUCCUGCCCCCCGGGGGUCCUCGCCCUCCUGGCCCCUUGGCUGGCUCUGAUGGCGCACCUCUCCCUUUCCUCCCAAGCCGGGGACAGGAGAGCGGUCCCCGCAGAGAAACCUCCAGGAGUGAAGGGACGGACUCUCAUUCUUCUGGAUGUGAACACCAAGAGCCCUGUCAGGAUAACCAGUGAGAACUUCCUCUCCUUGCAGCUGGACCCGUCCAUCAUCCAUGAUGGCUGGCUCGAUUUCUUAAGCUCCAGGCGCCUGGUGACCCUGGCCCGGGGCCUGGCUCCCGCCUUUCUGCGCUUCGCGGGGAAGAGGACCGAUUUCCUGCAGUUCCAGAACCUGAAGAACCCGGCCAAGAGCCGCGGGGGGCCCGGCCCGGACUAUUACCUCAAGAACUACGAGGACGACAUUGUCCGCAGCGACAUUGCCCUGGACAAGCAGAAAGGCUGUAAGAUUGCCCAGCACCCAGACAUUAUGUUGGAACUGCAGCGAGAAAAGGCAGCUCAGAUGCAUUUGGUUUUGUUAAAGGAGCAGUUCUCAAACACAUACAGCAACCUCACGUUAACAGCCAGGUCUCUAGACAAACUCUAUAACUUCGCCGACUGCUCUGGCCUCCACCUGAUCUUUGCGCUGAAUGCCCUGCGCCGAAAUCCAAAUAACUCCUGGAACAGCUCCAAUGCGCUCAGCCUGCUGAAGUACAGUGCCAGCAAGAAAUACAACAUCUCCUGGGAGCUGGGCAACGAGCCCAACAACUAUCGGACGCUGACUGGCCGUGCCGUGAAUGGCAGUCAGUUGGGGAAGGACUAUACCCAGCUGAAGAGUCUGCUGCAGCUUAUCCGCACCUACGCCAGAGCCAGCCUCUAUGGGCCCAACAUUGGGCGGCCCCGAAAGAACGUCAUCGCUCUCCUGGAGGGGUUCAUGAAGGUGGCUGGCCGCACCGUGGAUGCUGUUACCUGGCAACAUUACUACAUUGAUGGCCGAGUGGCCAAAGUGACGGACUUCCUGAAAACACGCCUGUUAGACACGCUCUCUGACCAGAUCAGGAAAAUCCAGAAAGUGGUAAAUACCUAUGCACCUGGGAAGAAGAUCUGGCUUGAAGGUAUCGGAGCCACCUCAGCUGGAGGCACGAACAAUCUCUCGGAUUCAUACGCUGCUGGAUUCCUGUGGCUGAACACCUUGGGCAUGUUGGCCAACCAGGGCAUUGAGGUGGUGAUGCGACACUCGUUCUUUGACCAUGGACAUAAUCACCUUGUGGACCAGAACUUUAACCCUUUGCCGGCCACUGCCGAGCCGGGCUUGUCAGAUAAGAGUGCUGGUGCGUCAGGCUUUGCAGCCCCUCGGAUGCUGGACUGAACUGAUCCUUUUACAACAGGGCUCCUUUGCCCCUCUUCUGUGCUGUUCUCAGGAGCUGGGCUUCCCUUUGAAAUCCAGGGAUGAGAUAGUGAUGGGAACUGUCUGACCAUUCACCUGUCAUUCUCCAGAGUAUCAAAUACAGAAUCUUCUGCUCUGGGCAGGCGAAAUAUUCUUAGUGCAAUUGACACAAGGGAACGGAUCAGGACGCUCAGAAGCGAAUGUUCUCACACACAGGUCAGCCACACUGCGCAUUCUGCCUGUCACAUCAUGUAACAUUUAUUAGCAUAAACAGGCAUUUCAAACAUGGCACAGGAAACCUCUCUGGGGGCUCUGAGCACCUCUGGCCUGCUUGGCAUAGCUGUGGGAAUCUUAACUUCUGACUUUCCUGACCGGUUUGCUUGUAUUUCAACUCUCCUCCAUGCUGCUGUGUUACUGUAAUGUUCUCAGAAAAGACAAAUGAAAAGGGCGUGUACAGCUCCCCUUCUGCCCGAUGAGUUUUGCCAGCAUGGGCCUGUGCAGUUAAAUCAGCAAGGAAAAUCUCUCCUGUGGGUAUGGGCCUGGUAAAGAAACCCACUCCUUCCCUGGCCAGGCUGGCUGCGGUGGAUCAGUAAAGUGUGUGUGGGAAAUGCUCCUGCACUGUCAGCAUCUCUCCAACGUGGAGAGGUCCCGGUGUUUGCUCGGGUCUAGCUGCUCACCCAGCACAAAGUUCUAAACCCAGGCUGCGUCUCAGGGAAGGGCAGAAAGAAAUCAGAGGAAUGAUUGGAAGUGGAAGGUGCAUUAUUUUCCACUCACCAAACUCCAGUGGCUGGACAGAGCCAUCUGCUUUUUCAGAAAAUCACCUUGGGGUGCAGCCAGGCCUGAGAAUCUCCCAGCCCGAGGGGUUUCCUGAGAAAGUGAGAAGCCCCCAAGAGCAGAGGUUUGACCUGAUCACCCACCUGGAUUACAGCAGCGUGACCUGUAGCCCUCCAGUGUUCUUGGACAGCGACUGUUCUGCCCUGGGGGUGCUGCUUCCCCGUCUUGCCGGGGAAGGUCGUCUGAUGCCGGGCUGUCCUGCAGAUGAGACCGUCAUGUUUCAGGUUCUUCUGACACUUCCGAACGUGCUUCAAUGUACACCUGUGAGUAGUCCCAGAAGUUAAGUCGCUCUGAAAUGCUUUGCUGGCUGGGGGCUCCAGGGCUCCGUUUCUGGGAGUGGCUUGUGGUGGUGAAGCAGUGGUGCUAGGUGUGCAGCAUUAGACGCCCGGCGGUUGGUUCUGCAGAGACCACACAGGAGUCUCGAAGUGCCUCUGAUACUGACGUGGGAAAGCAGCUUUUGGCCACUGUCAAGGGUCAGCCCUGCCCCCUGGAGAAACCAGUGGGAUGAGGGUGACUUUGUCCUCCACCACCACCGCACAGCACGUCCGGCCUGGAGGGCCAUGCUGAGCGUUCUGUACUGUUCUGUAGCGGGGAUGUCGGUGGCUGUCGUCCUUUGCUAAGGAAAUCGGUUUGUCUCGCACACCUCGCAAAGGACACGUCCUUUGCCGUAUGCACGUGAUUGGGCUCCGUCUCAGCAACGGCUAACGGUUGGGGCGCUCUGGCCUGUGUAAUCCGGGAGGUCAGGCCAGAUGGGGUAAUGACUCUGUAAUCCUGUGCGACCCUGGGUGGGUGCUGGGCAUGAAAGUGGAGGGUUUUCCUGUCUAUGUAACAUGGGGGAUGCGACAGGAACAUCAGACUUCAGGGUAAAAACCCAUGUAGCUAGAGUAGCCCAGAGCCCAGGAGACACUGGUGCGUAAACUUGCAUUUACAUCUCCGGUUAGUUGUGGCUGUGAUCUUCUCCUGCCAGACCCAGGCUAGGUCUACACUACCCGCCUGAAUCGGCGGGUAGAAAUCGACCUCUCGGGGAUCGAUUUAUCGCGUCCCGUCGGGACGUGACAAUCAAUCCC